This is a messenger RNA of Lolium perenne, 808 nucleotides long. Its product is annotated as small nuclear ribonucleoprotein SmD1a. The record is from RefSeq and is a predicted model, not a curated record. Gene Ontology annotation, molecular function: RNA binding. NCBI's taxonomy places the organism in Eukaryota, Viridiplantae, Streptophyta, Magnoliopsida, Poales, Poaceae. Gene Ontology annotation, biological process: RNA processing; spliceosomal snRNP assembly.
AAAGCCCGGCCCAGGUAGACCGACUCACCAGCCACCGUCCUCGGCCAGAUCAGCCUUCAAACUAGGGUUUCGCCCCUCCCGCUCCGAGAAAGCCAACAGCUCGAGCUCUCCCUCGAUUUCGUCCUCCCGGCCGCCGCCACGAUGAAGCUCGUCAGGUUCUUGAUGAAGCUGAACAACGAGACGGUCACCAUCGAGCUGAAGAACGGCACCACCGUCAACGGCACCAUCACCGGUGUUGACAUAAGCAUGAAUACUCAUCUGAAGACUGUAAAGCUUACGUUGAAAGGGAAGAAUCAUGUAACCCUUGAUCAUAUCAGUGUGAGAGGAAACAACAUUCGGUAUUACAUCCUCCCUGACAGCUUAAACCUGGAAACGUUGCUGGUUGAGGAUACACCCAGGGUCAAGGCUAAGAAGCCAACUACAGGGAAGCCUAUGGGCCGUGGUCGUGGACGCGGCCGUGGGCGUGGUCGGGGCCGUGGGCGCUGAGCUCUAUGCUCCCUCCCUACUUUGGAAGCUUGUGCAGUGCAAGUCCCUACGAUGUAACCUGCUGCCUUCUCUGCGAGCUAUGUCGAGGAAUGUUUCUGUUCUGUUAGAAGAUACCAAUGGAAGUAUGUUUUGAUGUGGAACCAUCUCAGACUGUUUGUCCCAAGUUCUUGUUCGUAAUUAUUGCGUAAUGCCUUUUCUUGGGGAUUUUACUUGCAGGACGCCAGACUUCUGAAAACCUAAGUGGCACGCUUGUGUUGUUACUUGUUAACCCUGGGAUUGUUGCCCAUGUGCUUUGCCUAGCAGUAAGUUGUGUUGAAUUCAA